CCUGGCGCCUUAUUUGUUGAUUACUUGCAGUUUUUGGGCGGAUUGGACACAAAAUCAAAAAUGUUUUCAAUGCGUAAUGGGGGGCUCCUCGAGAGAGUAGGCGCGAACAGUGCGGCCAAUCCCGAUGCCCGAAUUCUCCUCGAUGGAUCCGAUUGGGUAGCCCCUGAUUCUUGGUCUCAGAAUUUCGUUGUGGUCCAGGAUCCAUUCAUGCCAAAUGAAAAUCUUACUUCCAACCUGUCCAAAUCCCAAUGGACUGAAUAUAGAAAUCUGGCAAAAACAUUCAGCCAUUUCCUCAGGUCGAAACCUCUGUGGCUCGCGUUCGGACCUGACCACCUGUUCCCCCAACCCCAACCACCCCCAGAUCCUAUGAUCGAUCGUCACAUUGAAUCCUUCUACCUUGGAUCUAGACCCUCCAAAGAGGUGACGGCAUCGCGGAUGCGUACCAUUCAAAUUAUCGAAAAGAUCAUUCAGCAGACAUUCGGGGCGUCAUAUACGGUGCAACCGUUCGGUAGCACGGUAUAUGGCGUAGACUCCCCAUCAACAGAUCUAGAUCUCGUCAUAGUCGACGUAGAUCAUGCAAACGGUUUUGCUCCAAAUGUUGAUAUACAACGCCUCCCAGCUGUGUACAACAUGCGUAAACUAGCCGCUGCCCUUCGGCGAGCUGAAUUCAUCGGUAUUAGAGCAAUACCUGGGGCAUCCACUCCCAUCGUCAAAGCAACCCAUCCCACCAAUAGGAUCCAGGUCGACAUUAAUGCUAAUGAGCAACUGGGUCUCUACAAUACAGUACUGAUUGGCUCCUACUGCCAAAUCUAUCCGAUGCUUCGACGGCUCAUCUUUUUCAUUAAGCAAUGGGCGAAGUCCCAUGCCCUCAGUGAUCCAUCAGGUGCCCAUGGACCCAAGAGUAUGAGCAGCUAUUGCUAUACUCUCAUGAUAAUUUCAUGGCUGCAAACAAUCAAUGUCUUGCCCAAUUUGCAGGCUGACCUCCCUCCCGCCGGGGAUGGAGAAGGAUUUUGGAUACGAGCAAAAGCAGGCCGUGUGUGGUGUGAUAAUCGAUUUGAGCGACGCCUUCCACCAAAGCGGAGUCGCCGAUAUUUCGACAUUGGCGAAUUGCUUCUGGGUUGGUUUGAUUACUGGGGCACUAGACAUCAGUAUGCCACUCAAGGAAUGAGCAUCCGCCAUGGCGGGCGAAUAAUGCGCCAAAACCCUGUUGCUGUGUCGAGCGGCGCCAUACCUUUUCAGCCGACCCACUUCAGUGAAGGCCAACCAGUCGCCGCCUAUCGAUUCAACCAUUUGUAUUCUCACUUGGCGGAUGAUACCCUCAAAAAGAACCAGGAGCCUUCCGGAUCUUAUCAAUCAGGCAAUCGAAAGGCAAGAGGCACCAGAACAACAACAGAAGAGAGCAUGUCAGUGGAUGAAGUAGGAAUCACCGAGGAGAAUUUCCGUGGCAUGGAAAUGCUUGGGGAGGGAAACCCAACGCAGUCACCGAAGUCAAAUUCUGUACUGGCUGAAAAGGCUGAGGUAGGCGAUGCUAGCGAAGGAUACAAAGGCACCGAGGAGGAUGCAGAAGACGCAGAAGACGCAGAAGACUUGGACGUGAAUCCUUCUGAUGGGGAACCUCCACAAUGGAAGAAUAGCUUAUUGCUUGUCGCUGAUCCAUUCAUUUCCGCCAAGAACGCAGCUGGGGGUAUACGACCUGAAGUCAUAGCAAGAUUUCGAUCGGAAUGUGUUCGCUCUGCACAAGUGAUUACUGGUGGAAGACCCAUUCAGGAGACAUUUGGGUCCUCGGAAGCCAUUGAGGCUCUCAAACAAGUUUUGGCUCGACGGGGAGAACAGUUAUCCUCCUUCCCGCCCGCAGAUGAUCCUAUGUUGCAUUACCGAUCGAUUGAAGAGAAACGAAGGGAGGAGGAACAGGAGAAACAGAAGGGGAAACAAAGGGAGAAACAAGGGGAAGAGAAACAAAAAGGGGGGAAAAGGCGAUGGGAACCGAGGUUCGUACGAACACGCUUUUUAGACAUGUUAAAGAAGACCCAAGUGACACUGGUGCUGUAACACCAUAAGGAAUAAGCAACGAAAGAACGCGGCUUCAAAAGCGCAGAAAUCAACCACACCAACCAUUAAGACGUAACACUGCCAAAUUGCUCGGCAAGAUGUUCGUUAGCUGGAUUGUAAGUGAAUCCACGGAACUGGUCCUGCACAGUCUCGGACAGGUUUGAGUCGGUGACGAGACUGUCCGCUGCUACUUCCGAUGUGAA
Messenger RNA from Cantharellus anzutake, 2252 nucleotides. RefSeq lists its product as uncharacterized. The record is from RefSeq and is a predicted model, not a curated record. NCBI's taxonomy places the organism in Eukaryota, Fungi, Basidiomycota, Agaricomycetes, Cantharellales, Hydnaceae. Gene Ontology annotation, molecular function: nucleotidyltransferase activity. Gene Ontology annotation, biological process: RNA 3'-end processing. The transcript has 13 exons. The coding region runs from base 61 to 2049 and encodes 662 amino acids.